AUGAAAUAUUAAUCAUUGAGUAACGAUAUUAGAAGGGUAAAAAGAAUAGAAUAAAUUAAGGAAGAUUAGUUGAAUAAGUUAAUCAGUAAUAUUGGAUAAGAAAUUUAAUAGAACAUAGAUGAUCCGUAUAAAUAUUUAAUCAAAAGAAAUUAUUCAAUUGAGGAUAGAACUUUAAUAAAAAGAGAUAACAUUUAAUAGCGCAGACCAAAAGGAAGUAUGUCCAUCGCUGAAAUUUGGACAAAAAAGAUGAAAAAGUAAUGUGACAAAAUAUUAGAAGAGAUGAAGAAGAAAUAAAAUAAAUAAAUGCUCGAUUUAUCAAAAUAAUAAUCAAUAGAUAAUAGAUAAAUUGAUGAAUCGAUCCAAUCUCCAUAAAAUGCAAGUGCGAUAAUUGAAUAAUUGGGACUAAAAGCCUUAAUGGGUAAAACUAAAUAAAAGGACAAAAAUAAGUAAAUAGUCUAGUCCCCGCAACAAAAAUUACAAUCCCAAUCCUAAAUCUUAACUCAAUCUCCUCAACCUAUUAGAGACAGAUUUGCUUCGAACUUUCAUUUUGAACCCACUUAAUACUCCCCAAUUUAGCAGUAUCAUCAUAAUAGCUAAAGUACAAGUUGUAGUACAAAAAAUUUAAUCAAUAGCAAUUUUAGGAAAUACAGCAUUAAGAAUGAAGUGAAAAGAGAAGUGAAUAAAUGUUUAUACGAAUGCGAUUCAUUAAUUCAAAAUUAUCAAGAUGUUGACACAAGGUUGAAAUAGCCAUCGAAAAGUCGUCUAGAUAUUUUUGUUGAAAAACAGCGAAGAGAAGCAUUAGAAGAAUUAAUAUUUAUUGAAAGAAAUAAACCUAAAAACAUAUAUUGA
This is a messenger RNA of Paramecium tetraurelia, 849 nucleotides long. RefSeq lists its product as uncharacterized. The record is from RefSeq and is a predicted model, not a curated record. The transcript is spliced from 6 exons. Lineage: Eukaryota; Ciliophora; Oligohymenophorea; Peniculida; Parameciidae.